AUGGAGCCGGUCGAUGCCGCCGUCACCUCGUCACCUCGAGCCGAGAAGACGACACCGACACUGACCAACUUCAGCACUGCCUACCACCGCACCCAUCAUCGUACCACGGUCGACCGCGCAGAUAAUACGGUGCCUUUCCUCGCGCCAGAUAUCACCCCCAACAUCCCCGGUCACAACUCAUCCAGAAGAGCAAGCAUGCGCUUCCUUCAUCUUUCCGUCGUCUCGUUGGCAGGAGUCUACGCCGCGCCGCUCCGAACCGCCCGCAGUCCUGCUCCCACCGUCGAUGACAAGCCUCUGGAAGCUGCCCCCGUCGUCGGUGAGCACGAGCAUGUGAAAAACUCCCGUCCUGAUGCGGCUGACAACAUCAUAGCCAUGCCUAUGCCGAAUCCUGGUUGUCCCAACCAUUUGACGAAAGACUGUGGUCCCAACUUUCUUCGUUUCGCAAAAGAGUAG
This is a messenger RNA of Drechmeria coniospora, 453 nucleotides long. RefSeq lists its product as uncharacterized. The transcript is spliced from 4 exons. Lineage: Eukaryota; Fungi; Ascomycota; Sordariomycetes; Hypocreales; Ophiocordycipitaceae. The coding region runs from base 1 to 453 and encodes 150 amino acids. The record is from RefSeq and is a predicted model, not a curated record.